Molecule: messenger RNA, 2316 nt
Organism: Saccharomycopsis crataegensis
Lineage: Eukaryota; Fungi; Ascomycota; Saccharomycetes; Ascoideales; Saccharomycopsidaceae
Product: Sqs1 protein
Exons: 1
Coding region: 1-2316 (771 amino acids)
Cellular component (GO): nucleus
Molecular function (GO): nucleic acid binding
Source: RefSeq, a predicted model, not a curated record
AUGCCAAGAGGAAGAGGUGGACGCGGCGGAGGAAGAGGUGGAAGAGGAGGGGGAAGAGGAAAUAGAAGAGGCGGCCAUGGCUCUGAUCGCAAGCCGAAGAAUCGAGGGUUUGGUAGGGGAAAAGGAAAGCAAAGAGCCAACCACCGACAAACUUUCAAUGAUUAUAAUGGACCCAACGAGUAUCCUGAACUAAUGGAUAUUGGUGAACCUGAUAGAAUGGUGGUUACCGGUCACAAUUUCAAACAGGAAGCGGAAACGACAAGACGAAACAGAAGAACAAUGUUCGAGAGACAAUUAAGAAAUAGACCAGUGGAAUUUGUCAAAUCAAAGGAUGUGUAUGAUCCUUCACGGUUGUUAAAUUUGCAAAUUAAAAGCCGGGAAAACACUGCCGUCAAAGUUACUGUUGAGACUGGCCUGGAUAUUGAAGGUGAUGCAGAAAUGAUACCUGUACAGCUGGUUAAUGAUAAUGAUGCUGAGGAGGAAACCCAAUUUCAACCUCCAGUAAGCCUGACAAUUACAUUGCAAAAAGCCUUCCCUGGUAAAUUAACCCUAGAACAAAAGCAGGAAAUAUUGGGAAGUAUGGAAUUGGAUAAUUUAUCAAGUGAUGAAAAUGAUGACGAUUGUACUAUUGAAAAGGAAAAUAAGAUUUCCGAAACUUCAUUAAAGUCUGGAGGUCAAGAAAAAGAUCUAGAAGAAAUUUUAGAGCAAGCAAAAAAACAAGAACAACAAGAGGAGGAACAGGAAGAACAAGACGAGGAAGAGCAAGAACAAGAACAAGACGAGGAAGAGCAAGAACAAGACGAGGAAGAGCAAGAUGAGCAAGAUGAGCAAGAGGAAGAAUAUGAGGAAUAUGAAAAAUAUGAAAAGUAUGAAAAGUAUGAAAAGCAUGAAGAAGAGGAUGACGAGGAUGAAGAAUACCAAAAUCAAGAAAAUCCCGGCAGCUCAUUAUUUUUCAUUGACUCACAGGGUGAAGGCUCUGUUUCACUUCCGAAGAAAUCAUUUCAUGACAUUAUUGCAGAGAAGAAACUUAAGGAUAAAGAACUUGAUGAAUUGAUAUCACAGUCAGAAGCUUCACAAGCCAUUGCAUCCGCUAGUCAUAGCAGUAAUAAGUCUAGUAAGCAGGUUGUCUCCACAGAAUAUGAAGAAACCUUAUACGUUGGGAAAGUUGCCAUGGAAACCUAUCAGGACCCUGAUGAUGGCGAAAUGUACGUCAACCUACGACAAAAGAGAAAAGGACAACGUCAUCUGUUUAGAGAUUCUUAUCAAUCAUCGAAUGACAAACAUCAAAAUACUAUUGAAAGAGAUAUUGCGAUUCAAGAAUAUAUCAACAAUGUCAUGGCUAAUACUGUUCGCCCGAGCAGUGAUGAUGAGGAAAUCAGAGGUGAUGAGUAUGAUGACUACGAAAUUGACGAUGAUGAUAACAUGUCAGAAGAGGAUUUUUUAAAUGCUGCGUUUGAGAGUUCUGAAGAAGAGGAAGAGUCGGAGAUUGAAGAGCCUGACAUGGACUUUGGUGAUGAUAUCACGGUAGAUGAGUUUAUGGCAUUUGGUAAAAGUGUCAAGCAACAAUUCUCAGAAUUGAAUAUUGCCCCUACUGAAACCAUCAGGUACAAAGGCAAGGGGAAAAAUAAGCAACCGAUAUUGAGCCCCGAGUCUGUGUUUUAUGAUUCAAUGAUGGACAAAUUUGAAAACCGAAGGGUCUCUAAGGCUGACAAGAGAAAGAUGAAAAAAGAAGCCAAGAUGCAACGUGCCAUUGAGGAAAAUGACUUGUUGGUCAAAUAUCCUUAUUCGAUGCAUAUCAAAGAGAUCAAAGCGGAAUUUGAGUCAUUAAUGAAGAAUGAUGAUAAGGUGUCACUUGAGUUCCCACCAAUGGAUCCACAUGGGAUUAAAACCGUGAUUAAGAUGGCUGGUUUCUACAGUUUGAAAAGUAGGAGACUAGGACAAGGAAACAAGAUCCAUGCUGCAGUGAUAAAAAAUAAAAGAACUUACAACAGUUAUCCUGAUUACGACAUGAUUAAUAGAAUAUUACGACAACGGCCAGUAUUCAAUAGAAUCGACGUCCAGAAACCUUCGGCUGAAAACGUUGCUUCAGGGCUUAAGAUCAAUGGCAAAGAACCACAAGUGAGAAGUAAGGCUCAUGUUAAGGAAGGUGAUAUUGUUGGUGGGGAUGCUCCAGCCAUUAGUCAGGACAACAUUGGAAGAAAGUUAUUGGAGAAAUUGGGAUGGACUAACGGUGAAGGGUUAGGGGCGACCCAUAAUAAGGGUAUAUCCGAGCCACUAGUUGCCAAAGUGAAGACCAACAAGACUGGUAUUAAAUGA